AUGAGCGGCCUCGGCCCGGACCCCCGCGGUGUCCCUCGGGGCGAGGCUGCGGACGCCGCGCGGCCCCACUCGACCCGAGAGGGCGGGAAGCCGGCGAGUGGAAGGGACCGCGCAGGCAGCGAUGGCCGCGGAGGCCCGGAGCUGGACCCCGGCCCCGCCCCCAGCCGGCCAGCCAGCCCCGCGGCCCCGCCCCCUAGCCCGACGUCGGCCGCGCGGGGUUACGUCACGGCGGCGCGACGGCGGACUGCGCGUGUGCGCGUCUCCAGGGUGACUCGGCGGCGUGGAGUGGAGUGCUGUCAGGCAGUGGGCGCGGGGCUCCAAGCAUCUCAGCCUCACUAAAGACUACUGGAGAGAAGUAACAAAAAAAAGGCUUCUACCUUUCAAAAUUCUGUAAGAAAUUGAGAAACAAGCAGCAUUCGAAAAGGAUAUGCCUCAAAAGAGAAAAUGAGAGCCACACAAACUUGAUGCCAUCAAGGUCAUGGAAGUGGGUACAGAGCAGCACAACAAUGAUGUCGACAGGUGGAAGCCCUCUGCAGUACGCCACAUGUAAUGGUUUCCCCGAGGAAGAGAAAGCUUGGUUAUGGGUACACACAUGUUCGUGGUAGCACUACUCACAGUGGCCCAAAGGGAAAGCAACCUUAAUCCCUUCAGGCUGCUAUAGCAAAAUACUACAAACUGAGUGGCUUUUAAAUAACAGAAAUUCAUUUCUCAUAGCUCUGGAGGCUGCCAAGUUCAAAAUGAAGGCACUGACGUUGUUGUAAUUUGGUGAGAGCCCUUUUCCUAGUUCACAGCCAGCACCUUCUCUCUGUGCCCUCACGUGGUAGGGAAGGGCAGGGGAUCUCUCUGGAGCCUCUUUUGUAAGGCGUGAUUCCCGCUCAUGGUGGUUUGUUUCAUCCUCAUGAAUUAAGCAUCAUCAAAAGACCCCAAAUACUAAUACCAGCGCAUUGGGUAUUAGUGUUUCAACAUAUGAAUGGGGGCAGGGACACAAGCAUUCAUUCUAUAGCACAACCCAAAUGUCCACAAAUGAAUGAAUGGAUAAACAAAUUGAGGUCCAUAUGCAUAAUGGAAUGUUCAACCAUACAAAGGAAUAAUGCAUGGAUGUACCUUCGCAACAUUGCUCUAAGGUAAAAGUAGCCAAACACAAGAAGUCACAUAUUGUAUGAUUCCAUUUAUAUAAAAAUAUCCAAAAUAGGUAAAUCCAUAUAGAGACAGAGCAUAUAACGAUGGUUGUCAGAGGAUUGGAGGAGGAAGAAUAGGGAGCAACUGCUUAAUGGGUAUAGGGUUUCCUUUGGGGAUGAUGAAAAUAUUUUGGAAAUAGAUGUGAAUGGUGGUUGCAAAACAUGGUGGAGGUAGUGAAUGUUCAACUUAAAACAGUUCAUUUUAUAAGGAAUGAUUCUCACUUCUAAGUAAUUUUUAAAAAAGAGAAAAACCUCAUGCAUGUGCAUGUGUUUAGAGAAUCUCAAACUACAGAUAUCACUAGAGGGGUACAGGAAAACUUUCAGGGCAUGAGACGC
This is a messenger RNA of Mustela erminea (ermine), 1514 nucleotides long. RefSeq names its product proline and serine-rich protein 2-like. The coding region runs from base 1 to 339 and encodes 112 amino acids. The record is from RefSeq and is a predicted model, not a curated record. NCBI's taxonomy places the organism in Eukaryota, Metazoa, Chordata, Mammalia, Carnivora, Mustelidae. The transcript is spliced from 3 exons.